This is a messenger RNA of Radiomyces spectabilis, 898 nucleotides long. RefSeq names its product acyl-CoA N-acyltransferase. NCBI's taxonomy places the organism in Eukaryota, Fungi, Mucoromycota, Mucoromycetes, Mucorales, Radiomycetaceae. Gene Ontology annotation, cellular component: nucleus. The coding region runs from base 282 to 719 and encodes 145 amino acids. The record is from RefSeq and is a predicted model, not a curated record. The transcript has 7 exons. Gene Ontology annotation, molecular function: histone H2A acetyltransferase activity; histone H4 acetyltransferase activity; protein N-terminal-serine acetyltransferase activity.
UAUGGCAUGCCUACGCAUCAGGUACCAUAGGCACUUGCCACUCGGGGUUCUUGGAUAAGUGACUUGACAAAAUUUCAUCUUGGACUUAGGUUUCGGACAACGACUGCCGCGUCGCUAGAGUGAACAAGGAACCAUGCUUGGUGAAUUUUUUCGAUCAACCUUUAGCCUUUAAGAGUGACAAAGGAGAUCUGGAUCUGGUCAUUGAUUACUAUUCUAUUGAUCAACUGCCGAGUCAUUUACGCUCCUGGAGCUUUGAGCUGGUGAAAUCCAAUUUGUAUCACAUGUACGCUGCUUCUAAAGAUGGCUGGCAUGACGAACAAAAAAAAGAAGAAAUGCGAGGGCCGGAAGCUCGCUAUCUUAUUGCUCGAUCGGCUUCCGAUCCUUCCGAUCUGAAAGGAUUCUUAUUAUUCCAAAUGACCUAUGAAGAAACAAUGGAUGAUGACAAGAUGGCCGCCGUAGCCUACUGUUACGAACUACAGUUGGUACCGGAAGCUCGGAAUCAAGGUUUAGGAGAGUAUUUGAUGCAACUGUUGGUGGAUAUUGGGCAUCACUGGGGAAUGGAAAAGGUGAUGCUGACAGUAUUUAAAGCAAACAAAAGCGCAAUUCGGUUUUACACAAAGAAGCUCGGAUUUGAUUUGGAUGAAAUCUCUCCAGGGGCGUGUUUAUCAGCUCUGCAAGCCCGUAAAUUUGACUAUGAAAUUUUAAGCAAACCAUGCUAAAGAUUCCACCGAAGAAUGGAUUGCGGUUCGAGAGGACAUUUUGAAAAAAUUUGCUAACGUCAGUUACAGUCUGUUUGUCGUGCUGUUUGUUUAUAUGGAAAAAUAGACCAUGUCGUCUAAAGUUUAAGGGCUGAGGUUGAGUUUGUAUCAAGGUACCUUGAAAUGGGUAAUGUCAAUGA